Schizophyllum commune H4-8 is the source of this 2292-nucleotide messenger RNA. RefSeq lists its product as uncharacterized. The annotation marks the transcript as partial. The record is from RefSeq and is a predicted model, not a curated record. The transcript is spliced from 2 exons. NCBI's taxonomy places the organism in Eukaryota, Fungi, Basidiomycota, Agaricomycetes, Agaricales, Schizophyllaceae.
AUGGUUAAAGCUUUCAUCACGCACGUCUUCGGCGUUGGUUCUGCUCACCGUGGCUUAUACGGUCCAACAUCCGCUUAUUACGCCGCCGUCGAGCAGCAAGGCAGACUGACAUUACAUCUGCACUCGCUGCUUUGGAUUCGAGGGGCUCCGUCGCCGCAAACCAUCCGCGAUAGGUUGCUUGGCGGCGAUACAGCGUUUGAAAGAGAAAUGAUCCGUUAUCUUGAAGAGAUGCAAACUGGCCAAUUCUUAACGGGCGACAUUGAGACGGUGAGAGCAAGACAGAAAGACGCGACGCGACGAAAGGGUGCGUACGAGGAUCCAACCCAGACCCUUCCCGAACCUCCGCCUCCGCCCUGUAAGUGCAAACAGAGAGCCUGCGAAUGUGCAGAUAAGCGAAAAUUGUGGUGGUCGCGAUUCAAGGAGACCGUCGACGAUCUGAUCCUUCGAGUACAAAUACAUCGCUGUAUCCGCAAACGAGGCGCAAGAGCAGCAGAAUCCGCUGCCAAAGGACGGAAGGACCCACUCGAGGGCAUCAAAGGUUGCAAAGGGGAUGACGAUAUUUGCGAGGCCCGCUUUCCUAGAGAUUAUGUUAGUAAAUCUUAUGUGGAUCGCGUCACUGGGGCCAUACACUUAGUGAAGACGGAGGUCAUGAUGAACUGCGUUACCCCGGUAGUGACGUACCUCACCAGGGGGAACACAGAUACUACGAGUCUGCAGUCAGGGACAUCCAUGAAAGCGGUCGUACUGUAUGUAUCAGACUACAUCACCAAAUGUUCUUUGAAAACUUACCACAUCAUGUCGUGCAUAAAAGCGGUCUUCGAGAGACACGCGGCUGCAUUCCAGGGGGCGCCAAGAGACGCGACGAGCGCUAGAAAGCUCAUGAUGAAGAUGGUGAAUGCGUUGGCACCCCGAAUGGAGAUUGGGAGCCCGAUGGCUGCGUCCUAUCUGCUCGGAUUCCCGGACCACUACAAGAGUCAUGAGCUCGUCAUCUUCUGGUGGAAGAACUACGUCAAUCGGGUACUGGACGACUGGCCAGAGUCUGUGAGGUCGGGCACCUUCGAGGAGCGGCUGAUCUUGAAGAAAGAGGAUGGCCAGGUGAUAGGCACCUCCAUUGUCGAUGAUUAUGUGCAUCGCCCUCGGAAGUACGAGAACUAUUGUCUGUUUGAGUGGAUACAAUGUGCGAAAAAGACGAAGCGCACCGCUAACCAACUCAAAUCGUUCUUAGCUGCUAACGCGGAUGUAGCGCCAGGCGACGCAGACGAAGAUGUUAACGCUGGCGACGAUGCGGUCCCUGUCGAGGCACACACACCUCCAGUCAAUUCCGCUGAUGAUGUUCCCGACGUACUGGAUGACCUUGAUAGGAUACCGAAAGCGGUGGAUCUUAUGGACGGUACGCAAAAGUCACCUAUGGCCGUCAAUCGUCAGCCCCCUUACGCGUCGUUCUUAGACACGCACCCGCAACACGCCUCUCAUCAUGUCUGGUGCGAUCCAUCGAAGAGGCACUACAUAGUCCCUAACUUCGUCGGCGGAAGUAUCCCUAGAAGCGAUCAAGGAGACCGCGAGUAUUAUUGCGCAACUAUGCUUACCUUGUUUUCUCCGUGGCGUCGAGGCCGAGACCUGAAAGUCGAGGGGUACGAUUGGGACCACGCAUUCCGUGCUUACGAGUUCAAGGGUCGCCAUCUGCAGUUGAUGGAGAACUUCAACCUUCGGUACGAAUGCGCUGAUGCCCGCGAUGAUUAUCGGAACGAGUUGAAGAAGAAGAAGCGAGUUGGCGCGGUGAACUUCAGGAUAGAGGAUGCUGAGGACGAUGGCGAUGGCGGUGUCGGAUACCCAGGAAGCUACGGUGAGGACCUAGAUUAUGACGCACCCGACGACGGAGAGACGGGACCAGGUUGGAAUCGCGUGUAUCAAAUAGUUGACUUCGCUCGGACGUACGCGGGUACAUCAGGUUGGACUGAGAUUCGAAAGGACGACAAGCACCCUGCUCCUACAUCGAGCAUUCCAAAAGGGGCGCGGCGUGGGUCGGAGUGGGCGUCGUACAUCAAAAACUUGAAGGACAGCAUCUUUCAUGCGAAGCUCAGGUCAGUGCCGGUAGGUAAUGGGUCGCGCAACGCCGCAGGGACAAGCAGCGGGAUGCAUGAGACAGGCGUUGUCAACCUACCUGCGUCUUACUUCACGAAAGAGUACUCCGCUGACAAACCGGACCUUAGAACUCUGAUAGAGGACAUCGUCAGUGAAUUCUCCCUGAACGCUGAUCAGCAGAGGGCAUUCACCUUGAUCGCCAACCACGCC